Molecule: messenger RNA, 2685 nt
Organism: Spodoptera litura
Lineage: Eukaryota; Metazoa; Arthropoda; Insecta; Lepidoptera; Noctuidae
Source: RefSeq, a predicted model, not a curated record
AAAGAUGCCUAAUAUGAGAUAGGCGCUAAAUAUGAGAUAGGAAGAUAUUGGUCAAACUACUCACGUCAGUCAUUUGGCGCUAGUGUGGCUCGGAUUGACACAUCAACAGUGCUAAACGUCUGUCAGUUCGCGCCGGCUAACGGCAAUGUAAGAACGUGUGCGUGUUGGUUAUUUCAACAUCGUAAAACCAAAUAUUUUUCAUCAAAUGUUUACAAGAUGCCUCCCAUCAAAAGAAAGACCUGGGACCACGCUGCCAUGAUACAGGCUGUGAAUGCAGUACGAAGAAAAGAAAUGGGUUACUUAAGAGCAGCGAAACAAUUUGGUGUUCCUAAGGGUACCCUUGAGCGCUAUGUGAAAAAGGAUGUCCGCGCAGAAGAUCUUGUCCAGGUUCGUAUGGGAAGACGGCCAGCCUUGCCUAUUGAUUUAGAAGCCGAGCUGGAAAGGUAUUGCAAAGAAAUGGAUAGAAGAUUUUAUGGCUUACGUCUGCAGGACAUUAAAUACAUGGCGUUUCAAUUGGCAAUUAAAAAUAAUUUGAGGCAUCCUUUCAGUGUUACUAAAGCUUCUGUUGGUAAAAAAUGGCUUCGUGGAUUUUUGAGGAGACAUCCUACAUUAUCUAUUAGGACACCUGAAGCAGUUUCUGCUGCUAGAGUAAAAGGAUUUAAUCCAGUUGCAGUCGCCAACUUUUUUGAUUUGUACGAGCCUGAACUUGAUAAGAUAAAAUCCGCUCCACAUAGGGUAUACAACGUUGACGAGACAGGAAUAACAGUAGUUCAACAUAAACGUUCCAAAGUUGUCAGUAUGAAAGGCAAAAAACAGGUCGGUGCGUUGACAUCUCUGGAAAGAGGAAAGCUCAUGACCAUAGUGACCUGUAUGAACGCUUGUGGUACCUACGUGCCUCCAUUAAUAGUUUUCCCAAGGAAAAAUAUGGCUCAAGACCUAAUGGAUGGUGCACCAGCAGGUUCCAUUGGCGAUUGUCAUCCGUCAGGCUGGAUCCAGACACACCUAUUCACAAAGUGGUUUCAGCAUUUUAUCAACUUUACAAAGCCAAGUAAAGAUGAUCCAGUUUUAUUGGUUUUAGAUGGCCACUACACACACACGAGAAAUAUCGAUCUUAUUAAUUUAGCUCGAGACAACAACGUAAUUAUAGUUUGUUUACCGCCACACUGCACUCAUAGAAUGCAACCAAUGGAUGUAGCAUUUAUGAAGCCACUAAAAGCUUACUACUCCCAAGAAAUUGAAACUUGGCUGCGUAAUAAUUCGGGGCGCACUCUAACAAACAAAUAUGUGGCUAGAUUGUUUGGUGCGGCUUAUGAAAAAGCUGCUACCAUGACCAACUCCGUUAACGGUUUUCGCAAAGCUGGGUUAUUUCCGUGCAAUCGACAUAUUUUUACAGACGAAGAGUUUUCAAUCUUUAAUGAUGGGGAUGAAGAGCAAGAUUUACUUAAUGUUCAGAGAAAUGACGAGAACGCAGAUCUGGAAGAUACUAGUUAUGUGCUUACUUCGAUUGAAAACCAAUCAGAGCCAACUGAAAUCUUACCCAAUAGCGGAAUUACAAAUGACAAUCCUUCAGAUGAGUACCAAGGAUUAGCAUCUUCUAAAACAGCCUCAACAGCUAGUGUUUAUGACAAUCCAGUACCCAGUACAUCGUCUUCUGUCUCCCCGUUUGCACUUAAGCCAGUGCCCAGGCUACCUAAGAACAAUUCUUCUUCUAAGAAAACCCGAACUGGAGCAGCUUCUAUAAUCACGGCAUCUCCGUAUAAGAAGUCAUUAGAAGAAUCCCUAAAUAAAAAACAAGAAAAAGAAAAUAAGAAAGGACAGAAGAAACAAUCAGUUAAAAAACAGCAGACAAUGAAAAAAAACCUAUUAAAAAGAAAAAAGCUGAAGAAGUUAGUUCCAGUUCCGAAGACGAUGACAUGCCUGAGCUGGCAGAUAGCAGUGGGGAUGAAUAUGAUGCUGAAUGUCCCUACUGUAGCGGUAACUUUUCGCAGGAUACAAGAGGAGAAAAAUGGGCCAAAUGUGAUAGUUGUUUUAAAUGGGCUCAUGAAGAUUGUGGAGAUGUAGCAUCGAAUCGUUUUUUGUGUUCAUUAUGUUUAGAUGUGUAAGACAUGGUAAGACUAAAAAAUAAUUUAGAAAAGAUUUUAAUUUUUUUAUUGUUUAUUAUAUUCUCUUUGUUUGAUAACCUUUAUUUUAAAAUUUUAUUAAAAAUGCUAAUUUUUAUUAUGAUAACUGAGUUCUGCUCAAAUCUUUGUUAUGUUUAAGUAAAGUAAAAAUUUUGAAGACUGAUGUUAGUCUAAAAUUUAAUAAUUAAUGUACCAAACUGCUAAGACUGAUUUGUCUUAAUAUUUAAUUAAUAAGUUACCUACAAUAAAAAUGUGAUUAUGACGUUAAUAUUGUUUUUUUUUGUUUGUUGACCCCUAAAAUUUAUGGAACCUAAUAUAAGAUAGUAUCUUAUAUUUAGAACCCCUAAUAUCUCAUAAUAGGCGCCCUUUGCCUUGGAAUUUUUUUCUGAUAUUUUUCACUUUUUACAGCAUAGCCAAAAAAUAAUAUAAUUUAGCCUAAAAUAGCUAAUAUACAUUUAAAGUACAUUAAAUUUUCUAUCUAAAAGUAUAUCUUAGAAAGCUUUAAAUGUAACAGUUUUUUUUUAUACCCAAAAAUGGAAAUGGUAUCUCAUAUUAGGCAUCUUUA